Loxodonta africana (African savanna elephant) is the source of this 15382-nucleotide messenger RNA. RefSeq names its product DOP1 leucine zipper like protein A (gene DOP1A). Gene Ontology annotation, cellular component: trans-Golgi network; endosome. The transcript has 41 exons. NCBI's taxonomy places the organism in Eukaryota, Metazoa, Chordata, Mammalia, Proboscidea, Elephantidae. The record is from RefSeq and is a predicted model, not a curated record. Gene Ontology annotation, biological process: Golgi to endosome transport. The coding region runs from base 656 to 8059 and encodes 2467 amino acids.
GCGCGGUGCACUCUGGGAGCUGUCACCAGGCCCUUCGGCUCCGGCCUCCUUGUAGCUGCCGCGGUUGCCAGGAGAGCGGCGCCGGCCGGGAGCGGGCAAGUCCAGGGCAGUUCUAGGAGGAAGUAGUUCAGUGAUAGAAUUCUUACCUUCCACGCGGAAGAUCCGGGUUCAAUUCCCAGCCAGUGCACCUCAAGCUCAGCCAACACCCAUAUGUCAGUGGAGGUUUGUGUGUUGCUAUGAUGCUGAACAUAUUUCAGUGGAGCUUUCAGACUAAAAUGGACUAGGAAGAAAGGCCUGGUGGUCUACUUCCAAAAAAUCAGCCAGUGAAGCCCUAUGGAUUACAAUUGUCCAUUCCCCUUGUUCAUGGGAACUUCGUGAAUUGGAGGCCAACCAGAUGGCAGCUAACAACAAAAUAGCAGGAAGAAACUCAUGGGUGGCUGUCUUGGAAUACUUCAUGUCUUUGCAUGCUAGCUGACCAGAGUUUCCAUCACUUCUAACUCAAGAGACACUUUAAAGUUAACUUUUAACUUUGUAGCCAGAUCAUCUGAACCUGUUUUAAUACUUUACAUUGUAACUUUGGUUCCUCCUGCAAACUGUUGUAGGUAAUGAUUUUACAUGACCUUCGAACUGGCCUCUAGUAGGAGUCUGUGGGAGGAUGAACACAGAAGAGGUGGAGUUAUUGAGUGACUCUAAAUACAGAAACUAUGUAGCUGCAAUUGACAAAGCACUGAAAAAUUUUGAAUACUCCAGUGAAUGGGCAGAUUUAAUAUCGGCACUUGGAAAACUUAACAAGGUUUUACAAAAUAAUGCAAAGUACCAGGUAGUACCUAAAAAGUUGACCAUAGGAAAACGCCUAGCUCAAUGUCUGCAUCCAGCGUUACCUGGUGGAGUUCAUCGGAAAGCACUUGAAACAUAUGAAAUUAUCUUUAAAAUCAUUGGACCUAAGCGACUUGCCAAAGAUCUUUUUUUAUAUAGUUCUGGAUUAUUUCCUCUUCUUGCAAAUGCUGCCAUGUCUGUGAAACCAACUUUGCUCAGCUUGUAUGAGAUGUAUUACCUGCCUUUGGGUAAAACACUAAAGCCAGGUCUACAAGGAUUGCUAACUGGCAUUCUUCCUGGAUUAGAAGAAGGAUCAGAAUACUAUGAGAGAACAAAUACAUUGUUGGAAAAGGUCGCUGCUGCAGUGGACCAGUCAGCAUUCUACAGUGCCCUCUGGGGAAGCCUUCUCACCAGUCCUGCAGUGCGUUUACCUGGAAUCACGUAUGUUCUCUCCCAUUUGAACAGGAAGCUUUCCAUGGAAGAUCAACUGUAUAUAAUUGGCAGUGAUAUUGAGCUAAUGGUAGAAGCAGUAAGUACUUCGGUACAGGACUCAAGUGUACUUGUACAGAGAAGCACACUGGACCUCAUACUCUUCUGUUUUCCAUUCCACAUGAGUCAGGCCACUCGACCAGAUAUGAUCAGGAUUUUGUCAGCAGCUCUUCACGUAGUACUAAGGAGGGAUAUGUCCUUGAACCGAAGACUUUAUGCAUGGCUUCUUGGUUUUGAUAACAAUGGUGCUGUCAUAGGACCCAGAAGCACAAGACACAGUAAUCCUGAAGAACAUGCCACUUAUUAUUUCACUACCUUUUCAAAAGAAUUGUUGGUCCAGGCAAUGGUGGGGAUCUUACAAGUGAAUGGAUUUGGAGAAGAGAGCACACUAAUGCAGGACCUAAAACCAUUUCGGAUUCUAAUCAGUUUACUGGACAAACCUGAGCUAGGACCUGUAAUUCUAGAAGAUGUCCUGAUUGAAGUGUUUAGAACAUUAUAUUCCCAAUGCAAAGCAGAACUGGAUCUUCAGAUGGAGCCACCCUUUAGCAAGGAUCAUGCUCAGUUAAGCAGUAAAUUAAGGGAAAACAAGAAAACAGCAGAGUUGAUUAAAACUGCCAACCUUCUGUUUAAUUCCUUUGAGCCUUAUUAUAUGUGGGAUUAUGUUGCACGUUGGUUUGAAGAAUGUUGUAGGAGGACACUGCACGCCAGACUUCAGAUUGGGCCUGGAGAUAGUAAUGAGUCAUCUGAGUUACAGCUGAUCAAUUUCUGCUUACUGGUGGAUUUUUUGUUGGAUAUAGUUUCCUUGGAGACUUACAUUGAAAUUCAGACAGAACACUUGCCUCAGUUGCUGCUCAGGAUGAUUUCAGCACUGACAAGCCAUCUCCAGACAUUGCACUUGUCUGAACUCACGGAUUCACUCAGGCUCUGCUCAAAGAUCCUUAGCAAGGUUCAACCUCCACUAUUAUCUGCUGGCACAGGGGGCGUGCUGCAGUUCCCAAAUGUGCAGAAGAACUCAGUCAAAGAAUGGGAAGACAAAAAGGUAUCAUCGGUUUCUCUUGAAAAUCCUACUGAAGUGUUUGAAGAUGGAGAAAAUCCACCAAGUAGUCGAUCAUCAGAGAGUGGAUUCACUGAGUUUAUACAGUAUCAGGCAGACCGAACCGAUGACAUUGACGGAGAACUGAGUGAGGGGCAGGGGACAGCUGCCAUCCCAAUUGGUAGCACAUCUUCCGAGACAGAAACAGCAUCCACUGUGGGAUCUGAAGAAACCAUCAUCCAGGCCUCUUCCAGAGUUAGUGAGGGGACAGCGACGCGAAGUGGGAAGACAGCCCAGAAGACUGCAAUGCAGUGCUGCCUGGAGUAUGUUCAACAGUUUCUAACCAGACUUAUCAACCUCUAUAUCAUUCAGAGUAACUCUUUGUCUCAGCUUUUGGCUACGGAGCAACAGGAUCUCAGUAGAGAGCAAGGAGAGACUUCAAAAUGGGACAGAGAUUCGCAUGGAGAUGUGAAAGAGAGAAACAUUGGUAAAGAAAAAAAUUCAAAAGAAUACCUUUCUGCCUUCCUUGCUGCCUGUCAGCUCUUUCUGGAGUGCUCAAGUUUCCCAGUUUACAUUGCUGAGGGGAACCAUACAUCAGAGUUGCAUUCUGAAAAAUCAGAGACUGACUGUGAACAGGUGCAGCCUCCACUCUGGCUCCAGACUCUGAUGAGUGCUUGCAGCCAAGCAAGUGAUUUUAGUGUUCAGAGUGUUGCUAUUUCACUAGUGAUGGACCUGAUAGGAUUAACUCAGUCUGUGGCCAUGGUUGCUGGGGAAAAUGUCAACAGCGUAGAGCCUGCACAACCCCUAAGUCCAAACCAGGGAAGAGUAGCUGUGGUUAUUAGACCACCCCUUACUCAAGGCAAUCUGAGAUACAUAGCUGAGAAGACUGAAUUUUUCAAGCAUGUAGCUUUAACAUUGUGGGACCAGCUGGGAGAUGGGACACCUCAGCACCACCAGAAGAGCGUGGAACUCUUUUAUCAGUUACAUAACUUGGUUCCUUCUUCUAGCAUCUGUGAGGAUGUUAUAAGCCAGCAGUUAACCCAUAAAGAUAAGAAAAUAAGGAUGGACGCACAUGCAAAAUUUGCAGUUCUUUGGCAUCUAACAAGGGACCUCCAUAUAAAUAAAUCUCCAUCUUUCGCACGUUCCUUUGACAGGUCACUGUUCAUCAUGUUAGAUAGCCUUAACAGUCUAGAUGGUUCUACUAGUUCUGUGGGACAAGCCUGGCUGAACCAAGUCCUCCAAAGACAUGAUAUCGCAAGAGUUUUGGAACCGUUAUUAUUGCUCCUGCUUCAUCCAAAAACUCAAAGAGUUUCAGUGCAGCGUGUACAAGCAGAGCGUUACUGGAAUAAGGCUCCAUGCUACCCAGGAGAGGAGAAUGACAAGCAUUUCGUGCAAAAUUUUGCCUGCGGGAAUGUAAGCCAAGUGCAACACAUUACAUCGAAAGGAAAUGGUGAAAAGCCGCUUACCAUGGAUGAAAUAGAGAACUUUAGUCUCACUGUUAAUCCAUUAAGUGACAGACUUUCCCUUCUAAGUACCAGCAGUGAGACAAUUCCAAUGGUUGUGUCUGAUUUUGAUCUUCCAGACCAACAGAUAGAAAUACUUCAGAGUUCUGACUCUGGAUGUUCACAUUCCUCUGCUGGGGAUAACUUGAGUUAUGAAGUGGAAGCUGAAAAUGCAAGUGCCCAGGAGGAAUCUCAGAUGCCAACGGCAAGCUCCCCAGAUGAUGAUGUUCAGCAGGUAGUGUCUGACCUCAUCUGUAAAGUCGUAAGUGGCCUUGAAGCAGAAUCUGCAUCAAUUACAUCUCAAUUAGAAAGUGAAGUUAUGACACCAAAGUGCAGUGCUUUAGAUAUGGGUGAGGAGACAAUCGAAAAUGAAGAUCAGUCCACUCAGCAGAGCCAGAGUGGUUUGCUGAGUAAUGAAAGUCCUCAGUUUCUGUCUGUGUCUGUGGAGGAAGGCUGUGAGUGUUUGACAAACGGGAUCUCCAGAAAUAGCUCCUCACCUUGUAUUUCAGGAACCACAUUGACUCUCCACGACCCUUCUGUUGCUUCCACAGAAACUAAAUCUAGACAGAGGAGUCACAGUAGUAUUCAGUUCAGCUUCAAAGAAAAAUUAUCAGAAAAAGUCUCAGAGAAAGAAAUAAUUGUUAAGGAAUCAACUAAACAACCAGGAGCAAAACCCAAAGUAAAACUUGCCAGAAAGAAGGAUGAUGACAGGAAAAAAGCUUCGAAUGAAAAACUCAAACAAACCAGUGUAUUCUUUAGUGAUGGUCUGGAUUUAGAGAACUGGUAUAGCUGUGGAGAAGGAGAAAUCUCUGAAAUUGAGAGUGACAUGGGUUCUCCAGGAUCACGGAAAUCUCCCAGCUUCAACAUCCAUCCUCUCUAUCAACAUGUGCUUCUGUAUCUUCAGUUGUAUGAUUCAUCAAGGACCCUGUAUGCUUUCUCUGCUAUCAAAGCCAUCUUGAAAACGAAUCCUGUUGCCUUUGUAAAUGCCAUUUCAACCACUAGUGUAAAUAAUGCGUACACUCCUCAGUUGUCUCUGCUUCAGAAUUUAUUGGCCAGACAUCGGAUUUCUGUUAUGGGCAAAGACUUUUAUAGUCACAUUCCAGUGGACUCUAAUCAUAAUUUCCGGAGUUCUAUGUACAUAGAAAUCCUAAUUUCCCUCUGCUUAUAUUACAUGCGUAGUCAUUACCCAACUCAUGUCAAAGUCACCGCACAAGAUUUAAUAGGCAAUCGAAACAUGCAGAUGAUGAGUAUAGAAAUUUUGACACUCCUCUUUACUGAGCUGGCAAAAGUAAUAGAAAGCUCAGCAAAGGGUUUCCCUAGUUUUAUCUCUGAUAUGUUAUCUAAGUGUAAAGUUCAGAAAGUAAUUCUUCACUGUUUGCUGUCCUCUAUCUUUAGUGCACAGAAAUGGCAUAGUGAAAAAAUGGCAGGUAAGAACAUGGUUGCUGUGGAAGAAGGUUUCUCAGAGGACAGUCUUAUAAAUUUCUCAGAGGAUGAAUUUGACAAUGGUAGCACACUCCAGUCACAACUUCUGAAGGUGCUUCAAAGGCUGAUUGUUCUAGAACACCGGGUAAUGACUACCCCUGAAGAGAAUGAAACAGGUUUUGAUUUUGUUGUAUCUGACCUAGAACACAUCAGUCCUCAUCAGCCCAUUACUUCUCUUCAGUAUUUGCAUGCUCAGCCAAUCACAUGUCAAGGCAUGUUCCUCUGUGCAGUGAUACGGGCUCUUCAUCAACACUGUGCUUGUAAAAUGCACCCACAAUGGAUUGGUUUAAUCACAUCUACUCUGCCUUACAUGGGAAAAGUUCUACAGAGAGUCGUUGUUUCUGUGACACUACAGCUUUGCAGAAAUUUGGAUAACCUAAUUCAGCAGUACAAAUAUGAAACUGCUUUAUCUGAUACUAGGCCUCUGUGGAUGGCAUCAGUUAUUCCACCGGAUAUGAUUCUUACUCUUUUGGAAGGCAUCACAGCUAUUAUCCAUUACUGUUUGUUGGAUCCAACUACCCAGUAUCACCAACUCUUGGUCAACGUAGACCAGAAACACUUGUUUGAAGCACGCAGUGGAAUCCUCUCAAUCCUUCACAUGAUCAUGUCCUCUGUGACGUUGCUCUGGAGUAUACUGCAUCAGGCUGAUUCUUCAGAAAAGAUAGCCGUUGCUGCCUCUGCAUCUGUUACCACUAUUAAUCUUGGAGCCACAAAGAACUUGAGACAGCAGAUCCUUGAAUUAUUGGGGCCCAUCUCAAUGAAUCAUGGUGUUCACUUUAUGGCUGCCAUUGCAUUUGUGUGGAAUGAAAGGAGACAAAACAAAACUACCACCAGGACAAAGGUCAUUCCUGCAGCCAGUGAAGAGCAGCUUUUACUAGUGGAACUGGUUCGUUCAAUUAGCGUCAUGAGAGCAGAAACUGUUAUUCAGACUGUGAAAGAAGUUUUAAAGCAGCCCCCAGCCAUAGCAAAGGACAAGAAACAUCUUUCUUUGGAAGUCUGCAUGCUUCAGUUUUUCUAUGCUUAUAUUCAAAGGAUUCCAGUGCCCAAUUUAGUGGAUAGCUGGGCAUCACUGCUGAUACUUCUGAAAGACUCUAUACAAUUGAGUCUUCCAGCUCCGGGGCAGUUUCUCAUACUGGGGGUUCUCAAUGAGUUUAUUAUGAAAAACCCUAGUUUAGAAAAUAAGAAAGACCAAAGAGAUCUUCAGGAUGUGACACAUAAAAUAGUGGAUGCAAUUGGUGCAAUCGCUGGUUCUUCUUUGGAACAGACAACAUGGCUGCGACGAAAUCUUGAAGUUAAGCCUUCUCCCAAAAUAAUGGUGGAUGGAACCAAUUUGGAAUCUGAUGUGGAAGAUAUUUUAUCACCUGCAAUGGAAACCUCAAACAUAACUCCCUCUGUAUAUAGUGUUCAUGCAUUGACAUUACUCUCUGAGGUUUUGGCUCAUCUUUUGGAUAUGGUUUUCUAUAGCGAUGAAAAGGAACGGGUUAUUCCAUUACUUGUAAAUAUUAUGCAUUAUGUUGUGCCCUACCUCCGAAAUCACAGUGCACAUAACGCCCCUAGUUAUCGAGCCUGUGUCCAGCUGCUUAGCAGUCUUAGUGGGUACCAGUACACACGGAGAGCUUGGAAAAAAGAAGCCUUUGACCUCUUUAUGGAUCCCAGUUUCUUUCAGAUGGAUGCCUCUUGUGUUAAUCAUUGGAGAGCAAUUAUGGACAACUUAAUGACACAUGAUAAAACAACAUUUAGAGAUUUGAUGACUCGGGUGGCUGUGGCUCAAAGCAGUUCACUCAAUCUCUUUGCAAACCGUGAUGCGGAGCUAGAACAGAGAGCCAUGCUUCUCAAAAGAUUAGCUUUUGCUAUUUUUAGCAGUGAAAUUGACCAGUACCAGAAAUACCUUCCAGAUAUACAAGAGAGAUUGGUUGAGAGUCUCCGUUUGCCCCAGGUGCCAACUCUUCACUCUCAAGUGUUCCUGUUUUUCAGAGUGUUACUUUUAAGAAUGUCUCCACAACAUCUUACCUCACUCUGGCCUACCAUGAUUACAGAACUUGUACAGGUAUUUUUACUGAUGGAACAGGAACUCACUGCUGAUGAAGAUAUUUCACGGACUUCUGGCCCCUCUGUGGCUGGUCUGGAGACAACCUAUACAGGAGGCAAUGGCUUUUCAACUUCAUACAACAGCCAGCGGUGGUUAAACCUCUAUCUCUCUGCUUGCAAAUUUUUGGAUUUGGCUCUGGCUUUGCCCUCCGAAAAUCUUCCUCAGUUUCAGAUGUACCGAUGGGCCUUUAUUCCAGAAGCCUCAGAUGAUUCAGGUUUGGAAGUCAGAAGGCAGGGAAUACAUCAACGAGAAUUUAAACCUUAUGUGGUACGACUAGCAAAACUUCUUCGGAAAAGGGCAAAGGACAAGGAGGAGGACUUUAAGACAGUGAUUUUGGAGGGAUUGGAGAUGGCCAAGCAUCAGAAAAAUCCAGAGGAAGACAACUCAGGGAGAACGUUGGGUUGGGAGCCGGGGCACUUGCUGCUCACCAUCUGCACAGUGCGCAGUAUUGAGCAGCUCCUGCCGUUCUUCAAUGUACUCAGCCAAGUCUUCAACAGCAAAGUCACAAGCCGAUGUGCAGGACACUCAGGGAGUCCCGUCUUCUACUCAAACGCCUUCCCUAACAAGGACAUGAAACUGGAGAACCACAAACCAUCUUCUAGCAAAGCCAGGCAAAAAAUAGAAGAAAUGAGCAGUAAAAAUACCUGAAGCCUGGGCCAUGCAUCCUUACAAGUGUAGCACUAUCAUCUCAACCUCUCAAUACAGAGUAGAGAUGUACCACCUCCAUAUUUAUGCCCGUGAAGUCCUGGUGAUCUUAAUCAAAUAGUAACAAAUCUCAGGCCUUUAAAUAAACGGAAGACAGGUCAAAUUCUUCUAAGGAGGGACCAGUCCUUGGAGGAGGACAUCGUGCUUCGUAAAGCAGAGGGUCAGUGAGAAAAAGGAAGACCCUCAAGGAGAUGGACUGACACAGUGGCUGCAACAAUGGGUUCAAGCAUAACAACAAUCGUGAGGAUGGCACAGGACCAGGCAGUGUCUCAUUCUAUUGUACAUAGGGUUGCUAUGAGUCGGAACUAACUCCAUAGCACCUAACAACAAUAAAGCCAGCCUGAAAGCUAUUUACAAAACAACAAACCAUCUCACAUCACAAAGCUUAUUAUAAUAAUAAAAAUAAUCUUUCAGAUGAUGAGGUUUUCUGUUUAGGUUUGAGGCUCUGGGGAGUGAUGGUAGAACUCAUUAAAGUGUCAGUUAUGAAAAAACUAAAACUUCAUAAAGUCUCAAAUCAUAAAACUUUGCCAGUAUAAGAAAAAGAGUAUCUUCAGCCUCCAAAACCAAUGCCCAGUGUUGAAAUGACUGAAAUUAACCAAGUCUUUUUGUAUUUCCUAGCUAUAAACAUAAGAAACUUACCAUAAAUUGUGCCUUUUAGACAUGCACAUGACUGUCUGAUAUGGAACUAUUUCACUAGUAAAUCUUGUUUUCAAAGGUAACCAAUCACCCCAUCAUACCUCCAGUAGAAGCUCUUUAAGAAAACUGCUAAUUAACGUUGCUAUUUUGUCUCCAUCUAUGAGAUGAAAGUCACCCUCCGCAUCUUGGUAGUAAUAAACGAUUCUGUCUGCAUCUCCAUCAAAGGAACAGCAUCUUUCAUUGGACUUCAUUUCCAUUCCUAGCAUGCAGAAUAAUUUAAAAUCUCAUUUCAGUCAAUUUAAUAAGUUUUCCUCUCACACUAGUUACUAGGAAAAAUUUUUCAAUAAAGUAGGAAUAUAACUGCCCUUAUGUGUUGCAGAUAGCAUGUCCGCACUUUUUCCAUGACAUAUUUAAAAUUAUCCUUCCACAUAAAAACCAACGUCUUAAUCUUUAAAUUUUGUACAGAUUUAUUGGUGGUUUUACAGGCCAAAUUCUUUUACAGCAAACUGAAAAAGGAACAUUCAAAAUCUAUUUAUGCCAAAACUUGCUAUAAUACUAAGAUAAAAAUUCCAUUUUACAAGCCAGUUGGUUAAGACAGGUUUCCUGUACCGUUUUGAAAGCUACAGGUACUAUCAUAAUGCAGUUUACCUAGUAGUGUCAUAUCCUUUACAUACGUAUUUAAAAAAAAAAAAAAACCCAUUGCUGUCGAGUCAAUUCUAAUAGAACCCUAUAGGACAGAGUAGAACUACCACAUAGGGUUUCCGAGGAGUGCCUUGUGGAUCUGAACUGCUGACCUUUUGGUUUGCAGUCGAACACUUAACCACUGUGCCACCAAGGCUCCAAUAUGUAUAUAUAAGAAUAUAUUUUAAUUAGCAAUAGGUGAGGUGUGUGCUUUACUUCUAAUAGAAUUUAUUUGUUCACAGCAUAAAUAAUAAGAACAUUGAUAAUUAUGAACAAAAAAUUGUAACCUGUGAGUUUAUAAUUUGCAUAAAGUUAUCAAAGCUUCAAGUACUGUCACAUCAAAUUUUUAAAGAAAGUUCUGCUGUUUCUUAGCUGUAAUAGCAGCAGAGUAACAAAUACAGCAUGAGGCAACUAAGAAGUGAGGUUUUUUUCCUGGGAUACGAAUAUAAGGUUGACAAUAGGACACAAUGCGCAAGCUUCCAGAAAGCAGAGAACCCAUGGGUUUUGUUUUGUUUGUAUCUCUAGUGCCUAGAGCAGUAGAGAUAAGAGCUCAAAUAUUUAGUGAGUGGAUAAAUGGGCAACACAGAAGUGAACUGUCAGUAAAGUAAAUAAGAAAACAAGCAAUUCAAUGAAAAGGAGCUCAAACUGGUUGAUUAAAACUAGUUUAAUGGAAAGUUAAAAAUGUAAAUGCUCCUCAAGUGAAUCUGAAAUAACAUAACUGAGUGAGGCAAUUGGAUGAAGUCUGUACAGUUCUGGAGAAAGCACGUCCUGUUCCUGCUUCAAGGGGGCGGCAGCUACUCAACUGCAGCGGACUACUGCCAUUGAAAAAAAACCCUUGGAUUCCAACUCACAGUGAUCCUAUAGGACAGAGUAGAAGUGCCCCUACAGGGUUUCCAAGGAGGAGCUGGUGGAUUCAAACUGCCGGCCUUUUGGUUAGCAGCCAAGCUCUUAACCACUGUGCCACCAGUGCUCUACUACCAUUAAGGAUGGCCAUGUGUGCCUUUAGUAAAGAGAAACUAGAGUCUGAUAUUUAAGUGAAAUCAUGAAAUUUUUAAAUGGGGCAGCAAAUGCAAUUAAACACGCACACACAGAGCAGACCAAACAACAUACAUUUCCAAGCUGAUUUGACCAACAGGCUGCCGAUUUAGGGUCUAUAAUGCAGACAAAUCUAGAACACUACAAUCCAGAGCUACACUCUGAUCGAAGUUUUCCUCCUAAUACGCCCACUGUGGAAAACACUGCUUUUGCAGAUAAUCAUAACCAAAACAGAGUUGCAGUCACCAUCCACAGCGUCUCUAAUUCAGAUAAAAAGUCAAAGACAAUAACACUUAACUACUAUCGUUUAGAUCAGUGGUUCGCUAAGUGUGGUCCCCAAACCAGUACAAUAAACAAAGCCUAGAGACUUGUUAAAAAUGCAAUGUAUCGAGCCCCAUCCUAGACCUACAGAAUCAGAAAUCCUGAGAUGGAGCUCAGCAAUCUGUGUUGACAAGCUCUCAAGGUGAUUCUGAUGCAUGUUAAAGUUUGAGGACCAUAGCUCUGGAUUACUGUUUCCUAGUUUUGCUUUUCUCAUCGAUAUUCCGUACACACUGACUUCACAGCUGGAGAAAGUAGGCCAUAUUUUCAACGUCACUGUAGAGUGAGAAAAUUCCUAGAUGUCUAAAAGAGGCAGAGCCAAGACUAGUUACACGACUUUACUUACUUCGUUGCCUCCUUUUGUAAACGAAAUGGACUUCAGAGAGCUUUUAAAACAAAAUUGUACAGUUCUUGUAUUACAUACCCUCAGGAGGUUUCUGAUGACUUUUCACAAAAUCAGCCCCACAUAAAUGAUUGAGUUUCCCUUUGGUUCCAUCAUUAAAUAGGUGAACUGACAGCCCCUGUGAGAAGUAGUGUUCCAUUUCUCUUAGCUUCAGGGCCCCUAUACCAUUUGCACAGUCGACCUUAAGUGUUCUAUAUUCAUCUCCACAGCAGGAAGCCUUCAAAGGAAAAAGACAGACAACAUGGAAGAAACAUUUCAAGUUAUAAAAAUAAAAGUGAACUGUGUGUUUAUAUAUAUAAACACACACACAUUUAUAUAUAUCUAUAUAUGUAUACCAAAUGGCUGAUUUAUUGGAAGUAGAUUACCUUAACUGACUGCAUCACCCAUGUCAUGUAUAGGGUUCCUUUAACAACAUCUGAACAUAUGUACUUGCUUGUUUCUUGGGUUAAAACACAUGAGUUAACUAAAAUAAUGUUUAUAUAAACAACUCAAAUACUCAUCAAUGGAUGAAUGGAUAAAACUGUGAUAUAUGCAUGCAAUGGAAUAUUACUCAGCCCUGAAAAGGAACAAAGUACUGAUACAUGCUACAAUGUCCAUGAACCUUGAAAGCAAUAUGCUAAGUGAAAGAAGCCAGACACAAAAAAUCACACAUUAUAUAAUUCCUUUUAUAUGAUAUACAGAUAGGCAAAUUCAGAGAGACAGUAAGCAGGUUCGAGGUUACCAGGAGUUGGCGGAGGAGGAAUCAGGAAUGAUUACUUAAUGGGUCUAGGGUAUUUUUAUAGGGUGAUAAAAUUUCUGCAACCAGAGAGUGGGUAGUUGUGUAAUACUGUGAAUACACUAAAUACAACUGAACUAUACAGUUUAAAAUGGUACAUUUUAAAUGUAUAACUUAAAACAGCUUUAUUUGUUUAUGUGAACUUCACUUCGAUUAAACAUAUAUAUGUGUGUGUAUAUAUAUAUAUAUACACAUGUAUAUAAAUAAAACUUUUCAACUGAUCUGUGUUAACUUAUUCAUUUAUUUAACCUCUAACCAUGUUUAAGAGAUUUUCACCUGUUUGGUAAGUUCCAUAAAAGCCUUAGAGAGUUUCUGGUAGUAACCUUCUAUAGUUGCCUUUCCAUAUUGGCCACUAGUAUUUCGACAGUAUACCAUGUAGUGCAGCUGGGGUGUGGUUAACAGGCCAUAAUCUGUCACAAAAAUACAAAAAGAAAUUUUAUCACACUUAAUAAAGAAAAAAUAAGUGGAUUCAUUUUAUAGGAAUUUCAGAGUGAUAAGUCCUUUUUAAAGAAAGACAUUUCAUAAAACGUGAAAAUGAUCAUUUCCAAGCUAUCCAGAUGCACAAAUAUCCACUGAAAUCACUGUAACUGCAUGUCACAUACUGAAUUCUUAAAAAAUAAUAAUUAUUAUUUGUAGUAAAAAACCAAUCAGUGGAGCCAAGAUGGAGGCUUAGUCAGAUGUACCAUAGUGACCCUCUACAGCAAACAUCCAAGAAGUCAAGUGAAACACAUGUAGAUAACAAUCCUGAACCCUGAACAUCAAAAAGGAAAGAUAAAUAAGUGAAUCGAACACAGACUGUAAGAAAAAAGUUGAAUGAAUGCAGUGAACGAGGAGUAACACAGAGCAGAGUGGCUCUGCCAGUUGGUCAAGCUCAACAUGCCCAUCUUGAGACAAAGCCAGUAACAACCCCACGUAAGGAGCACAGGAAAAUAAUUUCAUGACAUUCCCAUACAAGACAGAGAAACUGUACAGACACACCCAGAGAGAAGGUAAGCAGCUCAUGAUCUGGAUAUAAGGAAGGAAAACAAAGACAGACAAAAAUUCCAGGGAUCCUGCCAUCCACAGAGUAGGGAGACAGGAUCCAGAGUCAGCUACACUCAUGAGCUGAGGUCCCAGAUCUCUGUGGUUAAGUGGCACAUAAAAGGCAGUAGAUCCAGAGUAUCGGAGGGGAUUCGCAUUUGACUUAUUCCAGGCACCCCUCCCUUCUUGCACUUGAUUGGGGGCAGGUCCUGAUAGUUGGCUGGAGCAGACAGGAGUGCCAGGGCAGGAGGUCCCUUACCCUAGCCACCCCACCCCGCCAGAGGCCAUAAGACCCCCUCCCCUAGCUCCAUCUACUACCCCUCUCUGCCCACUUGAUGAGCAACAGUAAGCACAAUCCUGCCCACCCAUCCACCUGCCACCCACUUCCCCACCCCAUCUCGGAGAGGGGUGGCAACCUCAUGAUCACAGAUGGAACCACCCACCACACACUGGCACCCCCAACCCUGCAAGUGGCAAGGACAUCACAUCCACGUGCUAACCCACUUGCCAUCAAGCCCCCCACGAUGAAUGGCAAUGACUGUGUCCCCCGCUCCAGCACCACACCUGGCGUCCCACCUACUUGGUAAGUGCUACUACUCCUGAGCCAUUGGAUCAGCGAAAGAAGGUCUGCCCUCAGCUCCCCCCAACAUGACCAGCAAACAGAGGCCCACAUCCACACUCCCAGUUGCUAUCCCACCCACCCAGAGACAGGGUUACCACCCUAGUACCACCAAACUAGUUAACAGGUUAUUGUGCCCCCCCCAUCUGCUCAGAUAGAACAAAACAAAGAACAAGGAUGAAGCAAACAAACAUACAGUGAAUAAAUAAAUAUGAAUAAAAACAAUAACCUUAAUUCCUCGGAGACAACAGACAAUAUUAACUCAUGUAAAGAAGCAAGCCAAGAUGGCUCGACCAAGUAACCAAAAUAAAGGACCAGAAAACCUUCCUGAGGAAGAAACAGUAAUGGAGCUACCUGAUAAAAAGACAUAUAUUUAAGAUCCUCUAGGAAAACACAGACAGAACCAGGGAACACGUAAGACAAAACUCUAGAAUUCAAGAAAAUGAUACAAGCACAAAAUGACAAAAUAAACAACUAGAAACCAUAGAAAAACACCAACUAGAAAUCCAGAAGAUUAACAAUAAAAUUUCAGAAACUCAGUGGAAGGAUAUAGGAGUAGAACUGAAUCAAUGAAAGACAGGACCAGUGAAAUAUAGGACAAAUUCCCUGAUACUAAUUUGUUUGAGGAACAUUCAAAAAAAGAAUGAAGAAAGCCUAAGAGUUAUGUGGGACAUUAUCAAGAGGAAUAACUUAUAUGUGAUAGGAAUUCCAGAAUAAGAGGAGAAAGAAAAAAAAAAGGCAGAGAGAAAAUCUGUGAAGACUUGCUAGCAAAAAAACUUCCCUAAUAUGAGAUAUUAGAAAAAAAAAAAAAAUUUUUUUUCUAAUAUGAAAGAUGAGAAGAUAUCCAUCCAAAAAGCUCAAUGUAUCCCAUACUGACUAGACCCCAAAAGAAAGUCACCAAGACAUAUCAAAAUCAAACUUUUCAAAAGCAAAGACAAAGUAUCCUAAAAACAGCUGAGGAAAAACAAACUGUCACCUACAAAGGAGAAUCAAUAAGACUAAACUCUGAUUUCUUGGCAGAAAUCAUAUUGGCAAGGAGGCAAUGGGAUGACAUAUACAAAACUCUGAAAGAAAAAAAUGCCAAACAAGAAUUAUAUAUCCAGCAAAACUGUCUCUCAAAUACAAUGGCGAAACCAGGACAUUUACAGAUUAACAGAAAUUAAGGGAAUUUGUAAAAAUCAGACCAGCCUUACAAGAAAUAUAAAAGGGAGUCCUUAGGACAGAGAAACAUCACCACCAGAUAACAACCUGAGAUUAGGACACAUGACAGCAUAUCCAGCUACCAACCAAGAUAAAUAAAAUAAAUCCACAAGACUGAAAAAAGGGAACCGAAGACAUAAAUCCAUAAACAACAGCUUCAAAAUAAAGAGAGAAUAAAUGGUGCAGGUGUAAACUUCCACAUGGAGAAGAAAUCAAGGUGAUUUCAAGAUAAAAUAGACUGUUUAAACUUAGGAAGAUAAAAGUAAAUUUCAAGGUAACCACAAAGAAAAUCAAUAAACCUAUUCACCAAAAUAAAAAAGGAAAAAACCAUAAAGACUCAAUAAACACAAAAUCAACAACGAAGUAAAUGAAAAGCAAAUCUAUAAACAAAAGGAACUCAGUACACAAAAGUAAGCAGAACAAAGAAACCAUCAACAACACGAAAAAAAAAAAAGCACAACAAAAUGACAGCAAUUAAUUCAUUCCUAUCAAUAAUCACACUAAAUAUAAACAGGUUAAAUCCACCAGUCAGGAGAAAUAAGAGUAACCAAAUGUAUUAAAAAAAAAAAAAAAAAAGAC